AUGUCCGCGUCCGGCUCCAUCCUCCGCAGCGGCUCGAAGCCGAAGCGCUCCGUGUCGUUCGAGUACCUCCCGACGACGUACGGCGCCGCGCCCGCGCGCGACGCGCCGACGGCCGCGACCUUCGCCCGCGCGUCGUCGUCGUCGUCGUCUGCUCCAUCGUCGACGUCAUCGGUCGCCUCGACGACGCGCGCGCUUCAUCACCCCUCCUCCGUCGGUCGCGCGUUGACGCUCGUCCUCGGCGCCGUCGCGCUCCUCGGCGCGUUCGUCGCGCUCGCGACGCACCACCACACCGCGAACGCGCACGCGCGCGGAGCCGGGGAGGGCGUCGUCGCGCUUUCCGCCGCCUCCGCGGCGCGCCUCGGCGUCGAGAACGAUGCAUCGAGCGGAUCGAAGAACCUCCUCGGCGGCCCCCUGCGGCCGUGCUCGGACGCGACGCAGGCGACGCAGACCGGGAUCGAUCGCUCCGGGUCGUGCGCGUGGGACCCCGACGACGCGGGGUAUCACGCGGUGUGCGUCGAGAUGGACGCGAAAUUCUUGAGCGCGAGCGCGACGCGCGACGCGAACGACCUCUCUUCCGUGGUGAAGCCAGGGGAGCGAUGGUGCGUCUGCGCGUGGGCGUUCGCAUCCGCGGUGGAGCGGGAUCCGAAGACGAUGGAAGGGCUGGAGUUGCAGUGCGACGGGAGCAACGGGAAGUUGCGCGGGGUGUACGAGUCGUUCAUCGCGCGGAAGGAGGCGCUGAAGUCCCCGAGCGGGAGGGAGUACGAGGCGGGGAAGGCGCUCGCGGCGGUGGACAGACUGUGCCCGGCGCCGCGGUGA
Molecule: messenger RNA, 816 nt
Organism: Micromonas pusilla CCMP1545
Lineage: Eukaryota; Viridiplantae; Chlorophyta; Mamiellophyceae; Mamiellales; Mamiellaceae
Exons: 1
Coding region: 1-816 (271 amino acids)
Source: RefSeq, a predicted model, not a curated record